UGCAGCUCCGGUAUAUAUACUGGACAGCUCUUCGGCAGACUCACUCUGCUCCCGCUGUCCAUCUCCGACACAACAUGAAGGUUUAUGUCCUCCUGAGUACGCUGGUAUUGUCGGUCGCCGCCGAAGCUCCGGUCGACCGGUCGUACCUGCCUCCCAGCUCUGAGUACGGACCUCCCUCGGCCUCCUCUCUCAGCUCUCAGUACGGCGCACCAGCAGCCAACGGCCUCAGCACUCAGUACGGAGCUCCUGCGCUGACAGGCGCUGCUUUCGGUCGCUCAGGCGCUUCCAGCCAGGGUCCAGCGGCUCGCGUCUCCUCCAGCUUCGGAAGCGCCUCCUCCAGGAGGUUUGGAACAGGCAGGGGGAUCGGCGGUGGUCUCUCCACUCGCUAUGGCGCUCCUUCGGCAGCUGGUCGCGCCACUGGCUUUGGAGGACUCGGUCUGUCCACACAGUACGGCGCGCCUUCUUACUCUGGUGACGCACUCUCCACUCAGUAUGGUGCGCCCUCUGGUGGGGUCUCUCCAGUGUAUGGAGUGCCCGGAUAUGGCUACGGUCGCGCUGGAGCCCAGGAGGAUCCACUUGCUGAGCCGGCCAACUACGAGUUCAGCUACUCGGUGCAGGACGGCGAGACGCUGAGUGACUUUGGACAAGAGGAGUCCAGGCAGGGAGAGAGCGCCCAGGGCCAGUACCGCGUGCUGCUGCCUGACGGCCGCAAGCAGAUCGUCUCCUACCAGGCGGAUGAGGGCGGCUACAGGCCCACCAUAGAGUACCAGGACACCGGACUCACCGCCUACUCCGCCGGCGGAAACGGCUACGGCAGGAGGCGCGCUGGAGCUGGAGCUGGAAACGGCGGAUACCACUACUGAGGACACUUUUACACCGUACAACCUCGAGGAAUCUAAUGUUCUAUGAAUAGCUACUAUCUUUUGUACAUACUACAGUACGUAUCUCUGUGGGUGAAGUCUAUAAUUUUUUAUAUAUCUGAAGAAAUAUCUGUGUGAGAGUGAUGUAACUACGUAUAUAUUUUUUGCACAUAGUGAUUUGAAUAAACAGGAAAUCAUUUAUA
This is a messenger RNA of Schistocerca americana (American grasshopper), 1063 nucleotides long. RefSeq names its product pro-resilin-like. The transcript has 3 exons. The record is from RefSeq and is a predicted model, not a curated record. Bases 75 to 863 code for a protein of 262 amino acids. Gene Ontology annotation, cellular component: extracellular matrix. NCBI's taxonomy places the organism in Eukaryota, Metazoa, Arthropoda, Insecta, Orthoptera, Acrididae.